GAGGCCAUUGAAGAUGACACUCUUGAUGGCAGUUGGUUUUACUCAAGUUCGGAACAGUUCCAGAAUAUUUGGAUAUCCACUGCUGCUACCACCUUUUGAACAAGCUGUAUCACUCCCCAAGAUGUUCUUUACAUCUACACUACAACAUCUACAACCAUCCUCCACCCCCAACUCUAAGCUCUGAGAGUCCUAAUAAGAUUUAUCAAAUCAGGUGACAGUUGGUAAUCUUUCAUCCUAAGGAAAGCAUCCUACAAACAUCAGAGAAAGGCAGAAAGGAGAAGGAGGUGGAUCAAGAGGGACAGCGAAAGAUCCAGGAUAAAAUUAAUAUAGAGAAAAGAAAGACUACUGAGAAAGUGAAACUAGCCGAAGAAGAGAUUCUAAAGUGUAGGACUGUAGAGAAAGUAAAGCAGAAGCUUUUAAAAAGAAAGGCUAGGAACGGCUUCUACUGAUGGAAUAAAGAAAAACGUAUCUCCAACCAUAUGUUUUUUGGAUAACACCUAUUGGUGUAUUAUAUAUAAACAGGGUUGUUGUAACUGGAUAUAAAGUAUGAACAAUUGAAAGCAGAAAAGACAGAUAAAGAAGAAUCAGGAAAAAGAACGCAUAUCAAAAACAGAUUUCUGCAUCAAAGGAGGGCUUAGAGGCCCUCGGCACUGAACGGAAAGACGCAGACACCCAAGGUCCAGGAGGUGGAGCAGGCAGAGGAUCCUGACACAGGAGGGGACAUCUCAGAGAUGGGCAGCGGAGCCAGUGCAGAAGAUAAGGAGCUGGCCAAGAGAUCUAAGGAACUGGAAAAGAAACUACAAGAGGAUGCAGCAAAAGAUGCCAAGACUGUCAAGCUCUUACUGCUAGGUGCAGGAGAGUCAGGGAAGAGUACAAUUGUCAAACAGAUGAAGAUCAUCCACCAGGAUGGAUACACAGAGCAAGAGUGUUUGGAGUUUAAAUCUAUAAUAUAUGGAAAUGUGCUGCAGUCUAUCCUGGCCAUAAUCCGAGCCAUGUCCACUCUGGGUAUUGACUAUGGGGACAGCAGCAAAGCGGAUGAUGGACGUGUCCUCUGCCACCUGGCAGACUCUAUUGAAGAAGGUACCAUGCCUCCUGAACUGGUGGACGUCAUAAAGAAGCUUUGGACAGAUGAAGGUGUGCAGGCCAGUUUCGACAGAGCAGCGGAAUAUCAGCUCAAUGACUCUGCUCCCUAUUACUUGAACGAGCUGGACAGAAUCACAGCCACUAAUUAUAUCCCCAACGAACAGGAUGUUCUGCGUUCGCGAGUCAAAACUACAGGCAUUAUCGAGACUCAAUUCUCCUUCAAAGAUCUUCACUUUAGGAUGUUUGAUGUCGGUGGUCAGAGGUCAGAGCGCAAGAAGUGGAUUCACUGCUUUGAGGGAGUGACCUGUAUCAUAUUCUGCGGAGCCCUGAGUGCAUAUGACAUGGUUCUGGUGGAAGAUGAGGAAGUGAACCGGAUGCACGAGUCUCUUCAUCUCUUUAACAGUAUUUGUAAUCACAAGUUCUUUGCUGCAACAUCCAUCGUUCUCUUCUUGAACAAAAAGGACCUAUUUGAGCAGAAAAUUAAGAAAGUCCACCUGAGCAUCUGUUUUCCAGAUUAUGAUGGUUCAAACACAUAUGAAGAUGCUGGAAACUAUAUAAAGAAUCAAUUCCUCGACUUGAACAUGAGAAAAGAUACAAAAGAGAUCUAUGGUCACAUGACCUGUGCCACUGACACAAAGAAUGUGAAGUUCGUGUUUGAUGCGGUGACCGAUAUCGUCAUUAAGGAGACCCUGAAAGACUGUGGGCUCUUCUGAGCUUUUUGGCAUCUUUUAGCUCUCUGAUCUUAUCUCCUAUUUUCUACUUCUACAGGAUGAAAUGAAGAGGACCUUUGCAGGAAACCUAUGCCCCAUAACUUCAAAACAAAGCCGAUCAUCAAAAGCAUAGAACCCUCCAUCAUGCUAAUCGUAGUAACAGAAGGCCAAUAAUAAAUAUAAAUGCAUGUAUUUAAAACGGACUCUACAACAAGCUUUGAAUGACACACAGGUGAUCAAUCAAACCCAGAUACUCAUAGUAAAAUACGUCAGGCCAACAGAUGCAUACUGUUGGUCAUCCACACCUCCACCAUAUGCAUGCCCCACCACGCAGUGUAUGAUACAACUAUUACCCUACAAAUGCAACUUUUAAUAUAAAUAAGUCACCCACUAAAAUUAAUAUAUCAACCCCUCUGGCCAAAAUGCCAGAACAUUAUUUAUGCAUUAAACUUAUUAAGCAGUGUGAA
This is a messenger RNA of Pelobates fuscus (common spadefoot toad), 2260 nucleotides long. RefSeq names its product G protein subunit alpha transducin 2 (gene GNAT2). Gene Ontology annotation, cellular component: photoreceptor outer segment; heterotrimeric G-protein complex; photoreceptor inner segment. Gene Ontology annotation, molecular function: GTPase activity; G-protein beta/gamma-subunit complex binding; G protein-coupled receptor binding. Bases 732 to 1796 code for a protein of 354 amino acids. The transcript has 8 exons. The record is from RefSeq and is a predicted model, not a curated record. NCBI's taxonomy places the organism in Eukaryota, Metazoa, Chordata, Amphibia, Anura, Pelobatidae. Gene Ontology annotation, biological process: adenylate cyclase-modulating G protein-coupled receptor signaling pathway; detection of chemical stimulus involved in sensory perception of bitter taste.